This is a messenger RNA of Dreissena polymorpha, 5242 nucleotides long. RefSeq lists its product as uncharacterized. Gene Ontology annotation, biological process: regulation of transcription by RNA polymerase II. The record is from RefSeq and is a predicted model, not a curated record. NCBI's taxonomy places the organism in Eukaryota, Metazoa, Mollusca, Bivalvia, Myida, Dreissenidae. The transcript is spliced from 22 exons. The coding region runs from base 90 to 4400 and encodes 1436 amino acids. Gene Ontology annotation, molecular function: RNA polymerase II cis-regulatory region sequence-specific DNA binding; DNA-binding transcription factor activity.
CAGGAUUGAUUAUCCGGGUAACUAGUUAAAGAUGGCGGUGAUUAUCUGAAUUUUAUCCACAUCAAAACAUCUUAUAUUUACCGAACGAAAUGGCAUCAAAACAAGGGAAUAAAGGUUGUAAAAAGGGCGAGGUAGAUUUAAAUUGGGUAUUACAUUACUUAAGAGAUGGCGUUUACCCACCAGGGCUGAAUUUUACUGAGAAACGAAUGGUCCGAAAAAGGGCGGAAAGAUUUUGUUAUUUGAAGGGUGAUCUUUAUUACGUUGGAACGCCUACAGAUCAGUCUUUAGGAAAGAAGACCAGAUUUGUUCUUCUGACAGAGGCGGAUAAAUGGAGCGCUGUUGAACAAUGUCACAUCGAUAGCGAAGGCACACAUCUUGGUCUUGAGCGAACAGCUGAUGGAAUCACUGCAAAAUACUACUGGAACGGCAUCUAUGGUUUUAUAAAAGACUUCAUUCGGCAAUGUUCCCACUGUGUCAGUCGUCACCCCAACAUGUUGGCCCCGACCGGUCGGGCCAGCAUGGAGACUGUAACCGGGGAGGUAAACAGCGACGGCCUUGUGGAAGAAAAUGUCUACGUGAUUGAAUACCAAGACCAAGAUGCAACCUCUUCCAAGGUCCCUGUUCAAGAUGUGUCACUGAUUGAUCUUCGACUGUUGGGCCCUUAUGAAUUCAAUGACUAUGUUCACCAUGUUCUAAUUGGUGUUGGUGGGAAUGCAGACUGGGUGGAGGCGUAUGUACUGGACAUAAUCACCGCUGCCAGUAUCAGUAAUAGUCUGCUCCAAAUGAUAGGCAGGCACGGUCAAGUGUCAUUUGUGACAAUGAGUGAGAAGAACAAGAAACUGUCGCCAUCUCUGAUGUUAGCCAUCAAGCAUUUGAAAGAGGAUUCAAAUAUUAACAUCAAGCUGCAGCAAAAUGCCCCAGAACGUACCAGUUCCCUAAUGCAGGAAGCCAAGGACGUGAUUGAAGCCUUCAUAGAAGCUCAGUCUGACACUUGGCCAGAGGAGAUAGACCUGUGCCUCACUCACUCCUGUUUGCCCCUAAGGCUGGCACGUCAGCAAACCAGCUCUUCUGCAUCUCUUGACAAGAAGAGUCUGUCCAUGGACUCCGAUGAGGGCAAGGCUGCUGAGGCCCUGAUGUCUGUACGAAGGGCCGUCAUAUCCUCAGGGGAACCUACAACACCCGUAGCUACGCCUCUAAUCUCCACACCUACCACUGGGAAAGGAAUAAUUACAAGAAGCAGGACUGGUGUGACCAAACCCAAGACGCUGGACCAAGAAAGCUAUGAGACGCCUGCAGCAGGAAAACGUCGCCUCAGCGCGGGAGAGGAUGCUGGAGGGAAGAAGAGAGUGAGGGUAGAGCUGGUGAAUGCUCUGGGGUCUGUCAAGGUGGUCACCCCAGUCACAGCAAGGGACGUGUCUUCAACGCUGGAUUCAUCAGAUGUGCUCGAACUCAGUGAAAACGAGCCCACUGAUAGCGAGGCAGAAAUGUCACAGACAGAGGCUACUGCUAAAAAAGUGGUCGACCUUGAUACAUACUACGAGGCCAUCAAGCUGUACGUGGAUAGUGGUACAUACCCUGUGAACGCCUCCAAGAACUUCAAGCGUCUCAUACGGGACCAGGCAAAGAACUACACAAUCAAGAAGGGAGACCUUUACCAUGAGGUGGGGGUCAAAGGUCAAGUGAAGAAGAUUGUGAUGAGGAAAGAAGAGAGGAUGAGACUGCUAAUGGAGGCACAUCUUAAAAUGGGUAAACAGAACAUGUUGACGUACCUGGAUCACGUACAUUGGAAGGGCAAGCAGCUGGACGCAGAGGCAUUUGUUCUCGCCUCUCCCCUGAGUGACAAGACACACCUGAGAGUCUUCAAGGAGACAAGUCUGCGCAUUGGGCCUGAUACACAGAAGCAGCUGGAGCUGGACCGUGAGGACAACUACACUGAGAUCAGCAACUACCUGAUCUACGAGGUGUUCUCUGAUGAUCUCUCCUCCCAGCGCCUCGAGCCAAUCAAACGACAGCUGAGGAACUUCCACAUCGAGGGAGGGUACCUGGUGCAUGCCACUGGCAGCAGACGACAGAGGGUCCUGCAGACGGCCACAGAGAGGAAACUGGCCAUCAGUGAGGCUCAUCUCAAGAAAGGUGCCCAUGCGGACUGUGCGGCCACAUUCAACCAACUAUUUGAGACCUCGUUCUGGUUCGGCAUGAAGCUAGACGUGAAGAUCUUCACGCAUUAUUGCUGCAGUAACGAGAACAAGCACCUGCUGGAGAGAUACUUUGCCUUCAGGGAACACCACAUGAAAAACCCCAUGACCAGUGACAUGCUGGAGGGUGAGGGUGAGAGAGAGGUAGGGGCCCAGGGACAAGGGGAGAUCACUGAGGGAGUGGAGCAGGGGGAGACCACUGUGGAAGAGGUCACGGAGGCCGAAAUAGCAAACAUUGUCCCGGCUCACUACAUCUCUACAGCAGGUCAGAUAACAGCACCCACUGCAAUUGGCAACACAGACAUUCAGCCAAGCAUAGAACAUGAGACCUCAGAAUCCUCACCUGAGCCCCUGGAUCAGUCACACAUGAUUGUCAUGGCAACAGCCUUGCAGGGAAACAAUGAAGGGAACCCCCUGGAGUCCUCUCUCACUGUAUGUGACCUUGGGGAGGGGAGCGGCUACCUCGAGACAGGGGAAGCUACUGUUGAGAUAAAUACCACCGAGAUACCAGAAGUGAAGGCCAUGAAGUUGAUCCCGCCAACACGUAUCAUGUUGCGGGUGACCCCAGAAGGCAACACGCUGAUUGUGAACGAGGACGGGUCUGAGACGCUGGCGCGGCACGCUGGUCAGGUGAUCUCCAACAUGAGCAGCAGUGAUGAUGUCACACUGGCUGCAGUCAAGUCCAUACUGCAGGAUGCCGGUGCACUAGGUAGUAAUGAGUUUGUAGUUCACACCUCGACUGUAUCUCAGUCUCAGAGUGAGCCACAGCAGCCACCGCAGCCAGGCAGUCAGAUCAAAGUCGAGGAGAGGGUGCCUGACGUGAUAGAGGCAGGAACAUGCACACUAGAGGAUGAAGAUGAAGAAGAGGAAGACAGUGAUACAUGGAUGAACGAGUCCGAUGAAGACGAUGAAAAUGAGUAUGGCGAUACAGAGGGUGAGCCCAAGAUGGAGGUCUACAAGGGAGAGGACGGUGCCCAGAGACGCGUACCAACCCCCAGGCAGCACUUCAAGUGUAGCCAGUGUAACAAGAUCUUCUAUGGGCCUCUCAAGUUUAAAAUGCAUAUGUACAAGCACACUGGUCAGAAGCCCUUUCCUUGCAACCACUGCCAUAAGAAGUAUACAAACAAGAAAUCUCUAGUGAUUCAUCAGCGCACACAUACAGGCGAACUGCCCUAUCUGUGCAGUCUGUGUGGACGUCGCUGUGCAAGCAAGAUUGCCCUCAAGUCCCAUCUGAAGUGUCACGACGGGCAGGGGGGCGGGUUUCCAGCUCAGUGUGACAUCUGUCAGAGGAUGUUCUCUCGCAAGCAUCUCAUGGAAAGGCAUAAAAUGCAUAAGCACACCAAUCACCAGACGGAGUUCAAGUGUACUGAAUGCUCCAAAGUAUUUGGACAUCAAAGAAGUUUGCGUCGCCACUUUAUGUCUACCCACCUCAAUGUCAAGAACCAUGUGUGUGGCCUGUGUGGGAAGUCUUUCUACCGCAAGGAGUAUUUAACGGGUCAUCUGGUCCAGCACGGAGGGGUGGCGGCUGAGGGCCUGGCGCGGCGCAGCUCGCGCACGACCUUCAAACCACGACCCUCGGUGUUCAACCAGGAGUCGUCGCUAGGGGACGGCAAGUCAGGGGAGGAGGUUGAUGAUAUUGAUGCAGAGAUCAUUAAUACUGACACGCAACACAUCCAGCGUAUCAUCCUGCACCAAGAUGAGCACGGCCACCUCCGUGUGGUUGACAUGGCAACAGAGCAGCAGGUCAAGAGGAUGCUUGAGGCCCGGGGCUUUGUGUCUGGAAAAGCCGGAGAAACCAUGGUGGUACAGAUAGAGGAGCCAGGUGGUGAGCCUCAGGUGGUUCAUGUGGAGAAUGCAGGGGGUGCAGGGGAGGAUGACAUGGUGGAGGGCACACUGGAGUACCACCAUCUAGACGGCACCAUCUCGCACACUGGCCCUGAUUCUGAUGGCUCCAUGACACAGUACAUGUAUGCCACAAGCUCCGGUGAUGUUGCCAUGCAUACAUCGUCAGGGGAGAUCACUGUGCAGACAUCGUCAGGGGAGAUAACCGUGCAGACGUCAGGCACCCAGGAGCUGAUGUAUGGCCAGCCGGCUGUGCAGUAUGAGGUGGAGUGUGUGGGGGAGGUGGGCGAUGAAGAGGCCCUGUCUGCCAUCAAUCUCCUGGCUCAGGCCUCGGCCCAGCAGUACGAGAUCUCACAGAUAUAACUGAGAAUAGAGCUGACCUCCCCCCAGCAGUACGAGAUCUCACAGAUAUAACUGAGAAUAGAGCUGACCUCGGCCCAGCAGUACAAGAUCUCACAGAUAUGAUUGAGUAUAGAGCUGACCUCGGCCCAGAAGUACGAGAUCUUACAGAUAUAACCGAGUAUAGAGCUGACCUCGGCCCAGCAGUACGAGAUCUCACAGAUAUAACUGAGUAUAGAGCUGACCUUGGCCCAGCAGUACGAGAUCUCACAGAUAUAACUGAUUAUAGAGCUGACCUCCGCCCAGCAGUGCGAGAUCUCACAGAUAUAACUGAGUAUAGAGCUGGCCUCCGCCCAGCAGUACGGAUGAAGGAUGCACUAUAUAACAUUGUUACUGAGUUUAUUCCACUCGGGUACAGUUCUUACAAAGAAAAAGUUUCUAAAUAUAUCAGUUUUUGUUGGAAUUUGUUGGGAAAACUGGGAAUUAUUGUUCAAUUUAUUACUAACAAUGUACUGAUGAAUAAUGUUUUUUUUUCUUAACCCUAUUUAAUUGUACACUUGGGCCUUAGUGGCUUAAGGAAGUGUUAGUAAGGAAUGGUCCGCACAUGGCCUUUCACCACCUUGAACAAUAGUGUCAGCCUGUGGGCACGAUGUCUGUCUUGAGGUGGUGAGAUUGUGUUAAAUAAAAAGUAUGUAUAAAUUGCAAAGGAAUGAAUUUAGCAAUAAGGCAUUGAUAUGUUGUUCGUUUACAUGUUAUUGUUAUUAUUUGAUGCUGCAUUUAAAGAUGUAAACUUCCUCAGAAAUGUCAUGCUUUCUUCAAAUAGUUUUUUUGAGUGUCAAUUUAUACAAUAAAAUACAUUAUGUUUU